This is a messenger RNA of Hemibagrus wyckioides, 2106 nucleotides long. RefSeq names its product deoxyribonuclease II, lysosomal (gene dnase2). Gene Ontology annotation, biological process: apoptotic DNA fragmentation. Gene Ontology annotation, molecular function: deoxyribonuclease II activity. The record is from RefSeq and is a predicted model, not a curated record. Bases 213 to 1400 code for a protein of 395 amino acids. NCBI's taxonomy places the organism in Eukaryota, Metazoa, Chordata, Actinopteri, Siluriformes, Bagridae. The transcript has 7 exons.
CAAUAUGGCGGGCGCCGUAACGUGGAGCAGUAGCCAGCAGCGAAGGUGUCUUCUGUUUACGUUUGUGUUUGGACAUGUCUGGAUCUCGUGAUCGUGUUGCAGCUGCUGGGAAAUGAGGAUGUAGAUGUUUUUUAGUCAAGUUUCGAGUUAUAGUUCCAAGCAGAAACGAUGACCGAAAUGUUAAACCCAUUGAGCUGUGAGUUCCUUUAGAGAUGCAUGUGACAGAUGUGAAGUCGAGCUCCAGCCAGGCUCCUCGUCUCAACUCAGCAAGCAUGUUCAUGUCCGUGUUCCUCCCAAUAUUCCUCCUGCAGCCAGCAGAGGGCGCCAACGCCACAAUCUCCUGCAUUGACGACCAGGGAAACGCUGUAGACUGGUUCUACCUUUACAAACUGCCGCGUCCUCAUGAGCAGCCUCCGGAGGAAGGGCUGAAGUACCUGCUGCUGGAGGAGCAGAGCGAAGGCUGGGCGGAGGGCGGCGGCCUGGUGGGAGACGCCACGGGGGCUUUGGGGCGGAGCCUCGGGCCACUGUAUGAGGAUGGUGAACUGGGGUACAUCCUGUAUAACGAUCAGCCCCCGGAGCAGAGGCGUGUGGACGACACAAACAGGGGAGGUGGACACACCAAAGGUGCGGUUCUGUUCGACAGCAGACAGGGGUUCUGGUUGGUCCACAGCACUCCCCAUUUCCCGCCUCUCAAAACCAAGGACAAGUUCUCGUACCCCGACUCGGGCAUCAACAACGGGCAGAACUUCAUCUGUGUCACGUAUCCUCUGGAGCGCUUCAACACCAUCGGUGAGCAGCUGAAAAUAAACCAGCCGCACAUCUACGACUGCGACAUUCCCGAGUCUCUGGCCUCCUCGGUGCCGAGCAUGGCUGCGCUGUGUAAACACCGACAUGGGCCCAAAAACUCCACGCUCCACGCUUCCUUCUCCUCGUCCAAUCGCAGCGUAGCUCUGCUCUCGCUGGGCGGGACACAGUUCAUCAGCUUCGCCAAAGGAGCUUCCUUUGAUAACGACCUGUACCACUCCUGGGUGGCUCCUGCGCUGCAGACAGACCUACUGGUUCAGUUCUGGCGUCGCUCCACCGGCAUCCUCCCGUCCGACUGCUCCGCCAGCUGGAAGGUUCUGAACGUGGAUCAGCUCUCUCCGGGUGGCCGAGUCACCUUCAAAACCACCGAGGAUCAUUCCAAAUGGGCGGUGAGCGUGGCAGGAGGCGGGCUCAGGGGUGGGGCCUGGGUGUGCGUGGGGGACAUUAACAGGAACAUGGCGGAGGAGAAUCGAGGGGGCGGGACCGUGUGUCGGCAGGAUGCUGUGGUCUGGAAGGCGUAUCGAGCGGCAGCACUGGAGUGUGAGUCGUGUACAGGAGAGGUGGAGAAGUGCGAGAGCGCAUGGCUUUACAACUGACACACACACACCACACACCACACACACACCACACACACACACACACACCACACACACACACACACACACAACACACACACAACACACACCACACACCACACACACACCACACACACACACACACACACCACACACACACACACACCACACACACACAACACACACACCACACACACACAACACACACACAACACACACACCACACACCACACACACACCACACACACACACACACACCACACACACACACACACACACACACACCACACACACCACACACACACACACACCACACACACAUACACACCACACACACACACAGAAAUAAAUGAAGCUGUACGGUUUAAUGGUACGCAGUGGAACUGGAUGAGAAUUUAUUUUCUUUUAUGGAUGUUGUUAUUUAGUCACAUUCUUACAAACAAACUGGAUUUUAUUUUUGGAUCAAACUUGUGUAAUACUUUUAAGGGAUCAUGGUUUUUAAACAUUUUUAAAAAAAAAUGGUUCUGAUGAUUUUUGCACUUUUCUGAGUCGAAGCACUGGAUUAUUAAGCGAUUGUUUCUCAGGGAGAUGACACUUGUCUUUCCUUCCUUUAUUUUUUAGUUGAAAAGUGAUUCUGGAAAUGUUUUAAAUUUUUUGUCAUGUGUCACGCUGUAGUGCUGAUGGGAUUAAUGAACGCAGCAUUAAUAAAAUUAUGAAAAAAGUCACA